UGCCAAGGACCAUUAAGUUCAUGGAUUUCAAAGGAAAAAAAGCUUCCGUUUGAGGAAGCUCUCUUAAAUUGGAUUAUAUCAACCUCCCAGCCAUUUACAUGCGUCGAACAGCCUUCAUUUAAGACUAUGUUGAGAUCUGCCGGGUCCCAGGACUCUAUACCAAGUGCAGAUACUAUCUCACGUCGAUUAAGUCUUUGGCUUGACGCUGUUGAUAGUGAAUUACGAGGCUUAAUGUCUUCAGCCUCCUCAAUAGCGCUAUCUCUUAAUGGUUGGACAAGUCAGAAUUCACUGCCAAUGCUAGCAAUUAAUGCUCACUGGAUGUCCUCUGAUUUUCAGCAAUAUCGAGCUUGCAUUGAAUUUGUUGAAAUUGAAGGAAACCACUCAGGAGAAAACUUAGCUAAUAUUGUAGCUACAGCUCUUCAGAGAUUUCAUAUAUCUGAUAAAGUUAUAACGAUUACAGCUGAUAAUGCAUCUAAUAAUGACACUUUACACCGAUAUCUUCACCAGAA
Talaromyces stipitatus ATCC 10500 is the source of this 509-nucleotide messenger RNA. RefSeq lists its product as uncharacterized. The annotation marks the transcript as partial. The record is from RefSeq and is a predicted model, not a curated record. NCBI's taxonomy places the organism in Eukaryota, Fungi, Ascomycota, Eurotiomycetes, Eurotiales, Trichocomaceae. The transcript has a single exon.